GACUAGACUGACUUUUAACACUUAUUUUUUAAAGAUUGUAUUUCUUUAGACAGAGGGCAAGGGAGGGAGAAAGAAACAUCAAUUGAUUGCCUCUCACAUGCCCCCAACUGGGGAGCUGGCCAGCAACCCAAGCAUGUGCCCUGCUGACAGACUGGAACCAGUAACCUCUCGGUGUGUGGUGCAAUGCCAAACCCACUGAAUCACACCAGUCAGGGCUUAACAGAUUAUUUUUUCCAAGUUUUAUCUAUUAUACAAUGGAAUCACACAUUAUUUAUUGUUUUACAUAUGAUUUCUUUCACACAUUGUUAGUGAUAUUCAUCCACAUCCACAUUGUUUAUUCAUAUUUAUUGUGAAUAUACACAUCUUACUUAUUCAUUCUACUAUUGAGGGGAAUAUGGGUAAUUUUCAUUAUUUAUUAUAGUGAUAUGAAUAUUCAAAAUAUAGUCUCUUGAUAAAAAUAUAAUUUCUUAGUCAUAAGAUGUACAUUCUACUCAACAGCAAUUUUCCAAAGUAAUUAACCCAACAGACACUUCCAGCAUACAAGUGCCAGUUGCUUCACAUCCUGGGAGCACAAUGAUUUUGUUUUGUUCCAGUGCCUAGAACAGUGCUACAUUUUAACUUACACACCUGGUAGGUGCAACAAGUGUGCAAUCAAUUCUGUUUAAAGAACGAAUUGGAACAUAGAUGGCAUUUAAAGCUGUGGGCUUGAAUUAAGAUCAUCUUGGAAGAAAUAAGAUUAGAUAAUAGGGCUGAUGAAUAAGCCUUCAGUGACUCCUACAUUUAGAUAACUGGCUAAAAAGGAGCAAGUAGAGGAGGAAGAAAAUGGGAGCCCAUGGGAUUCUGCAAACCAAAAGAAAUGUGUGUUUUAAGGGGGUACAGUUAACCACUUUGCUGCCGAGAUCAUAAAAAAGGGCAGAAUGGGGGAAGAGUCAGGAGUUCUGUUUUUGGUCUGAAUAUUUCAAGUCUCAAGGGCUUAAGCUCUAAAUUCAGAUGGAGACCUUAAAUGCGCAUAUGGAUGUGGAAGUCUGGAGUUUAGAACCUGAAAUGUAAGUUUGAUAUUUAUGAGUAUAAAUUUAUUUGUAAAAGAGAGAGUGUAAAUGGAUGAUAGAUGGGGACCCAGCCUUGAGGCAUUUCCACUGAGAAGUUGAACAGAGGUAAACACCUGCAAAGCAGACUAUGUGUAUGGUUAAGUAUAUGGUAAGGUAGGAGAGAAGCCUGAAAAGUGCCCUGUCACUGAGGUAAUGACAACAUCGACUGUGUUAAAUGUUGGUGAAUUUCAACAAAAUGAGAACAGAAUAAUAAUCACUGCAUUUAACUACUAAUUAAUAAUUAUGGCAUCUAUAAUCACAUCUAUAACAUCACUCUGACUGGCUGCAAAAAGUCCCACCGUAUGGCGUACCAAAAUCUACUCAAUCAGUCCCACUGUUGAGUUCUUAGAUUCUUCCCCAACCAUUAGUCAUAAAGUUGCCUUGAGCAUUCUCUUAAGAGUUGAAAUUGCUUAAUUAAGGAAGUCUAAACAUCUUGAAAGCUUUUUAUACAGCUACCAAAGUACUCUCUGGAAAGGUUUUAUUAAAUUCUACCACCAUCCCACAGAAAUAUAGUAAUUGUAAAAAAAAAAAGUUUUUGCCAUUUUGAUAGGUGGUAUGUAGUAUAAUUACACUUUUAUUAAUGAAGUCAUAUGUUUGUUGAUCAUUACUUAUUAAGUGUGCCUAUAUCUCUUACCCCAAAUGAGGGUUGUUACAGGCAAACUGUAUGUUAAAUAUCCAGAAGACUGAAAUAUUCAUUUAGUGCAGUGCAAAAAGCAAAUAAACAUAGGUAUGAAUCACAGCUUGUGAAUACACUAGCUGUGUGUCCCUGGUCCGGUAACUUCUCAGGUUCUAUCUUCUUGAAUGUGCAAUGGGGAUCAGUUCUACCUUGAAGUGUUGUGAACAAUGAAGUGAUGUACAAAAUGCUAGAAAUUAUGCCAUUAUUAUAAUAGCUAUCCUAGUGCAAAAGUAACGGCGCCAUGGCACAGUUAUCUAAAAAACAGACUGUAGGGCAGUCGCUUGGUUUGAAGAAACGAAGAUGCUAUUUCUGUCAUUUCCGCCAUCCUACUCCAAUUCCUGCCCCUCCUCCUAGGUGUUGGCGUCGCCGUGGCAACAAGCACGCGCUGCCCUAGGCAAAGUUCUCUGGCAGUUGGGGACCUCUGCCGCCUCACUUUCUGCUGGCCAGCGACUCCGCCGCGCGUCCCGUCCACCUCGCCUCAGAUAAGAUUUCCCUUGGCCUUAGGGCUAAAGGCCGAGGGGCAGCAUGGCCAAAGCAGCAGCCUCUUCGCCGCUAGAGGACUUAGACCUGAGCGGAGAGGAGGUCCAGAGGCUCACCUCUGCCUUUCAGGACCCGGAGUUCCGGCGAAUGUUCUCCCAGUACGCCGAGGAGCUCACGGACCCCGAGAACCGGAGGCGAUACGAAGAGGAGAUCACCGCGCUGGAGCGCGAGCGCGGAGUGGAGGUGCGGUUUGUGCACCCCGAGCCUGGCUACGUGCUACGCACCAGCCUGGACGGGGCGCGGCGCUGCUUCGUGAACGUGUGCAGCAACACACUGGUAAGCGCACCAACCAGCCGGCCAGGAUCCGUGAAAGCGGCGGCCGGUAGCCAGUGGUCCCUGCCCUAUAGCCUAGCGCCUGGCCGCGAGUACGCAGGGCGCCGCAGCACCCGCUACACGGUCUACGACGUGGUCUUUCACCCGGGCGCGCUCGCGCUGGCCCGGAGCCACGAGCGCUUUCGCCAGAUGCUGGACGCCACGGCCCUGGAAGCCGUCGAGAAGCAGUUCGGGGUGAAGCUGGACCACAGAAAUGCCAAGACGUUGAAGAUCAAAUACAAGGGGACGCCGGAAGCAGCUGUGCUGCGCACACCCUUGCCCGGGGGUGUCCCGGCCCGGCCCGAAGGGGAGCUGGAGAGCCCUCUCCCGGAUUUUCCCUACCCUUACCGGGGCCUGGCAGCCGCCGGGAACUCUAUCGGGCCCGAGCUCCGGGCUCCCUCCUCUCCAGAGGCGGUCCCGCAGCCUGCCCCCACCGAACCUCGCUACAGUGUGGUGCAGCGACACCACGUGGACCUCCAGGAUUACCGCUGUUCCAGGGACUCGGCCCCCAGCCCCGUGCCUCAGGAGCUGGUGGUCACCAUCGAGCUGCCGCUGUUGCGCUCCGCCGAGCAGGCGGCGCUGGAGGUGACGGGAAAGCUGCUGUGUCUGGACUCCAAGAAACCCGACUACCAGCUGCGGCUCUCGCUCCCGUACCCGGUGGACGACAGCCACGGGAAGGCGCAGUUCAACAAGACCCGGCGACAGCUGGUGGUCACGCUGCCCGUGGCGCAGUCCGCGGCGCGCCUGGAGCCCGCUACAGAGCCGGAAGACAGGGCCGACACUCCCGGAACUGCUGGCGCGACCUGCACUUCCGCUAGCGAGAGCCAGACGGGUCUAUCAGGGGUUUGCGCAGGGGGCGAGGACGCGGCUCCCGGCAGAGCUGGGGCUGCAGACGACGGGAUUGCCACUCCGGACUUCUCCUGGGAGGAGCAGGACUUCGGCGGGCGAGCGGUCUCGGCUAACGACUUCGGGGAAAACCCCAUUCCAGGAACUGGAAGCUCACCUGGGGACGGUGGUAGAAUCUCUCCUUGUAUUUCAGCCGGGCACCUAGACAGAGGUGCUUCUGCAGGGGGAGGAAGUGUGUGUGGAGAUCUCAGCGUUGACACCCGCGUGGCCCGGGAAGACACGGGCAGGGAGUCUUCUGAUCCAGCCAUGGAUGGCCCCGGGACAGACAGCUGGGCACCUCUGUGUCCUCCUUUGCAGUGUAAACAGGAUGAAGAAUCCCUGACUCUGUUAAUUCAAGUGCCUCGGAUCCAGCCGCAAAGUCUUCAAGGGGAUGUGAGCCCUCUCCGGUACAAACUGUGCUUCUCCACCCAAGACUUAGUUUAUUAUUCCUUCCUCUUGCAGUUUGCUCCAGAAAAUAAAUUGAGUAACAAAGAAGCAGUGGUUAGCAUUUCUUCAAACAAUGCAGUGAUAGAACUGGCCAAAUCUACAGGGUGCUAUGGAUAUUGGAGAGAGUGGUAUUAUGGUUUAAACAACGAUUCUUUAGAGGAAAGGUUAUUUGUAAAUGAAGAAAAUGUUAAUGAAUUUCUCGAAGACGUCCUGAGCUCUCCAUUCCAACAGACAAUGCCCCUAACCCCACCUUUAAUUGAAGUCCUUCAGGUUACUGAUAGCAAGAUUCAAAUUCAGGCAAAGUUGCAAAAAUGUACUAAGUCUGAGCAGCUUCAAGAAAAGGAAGAAAGAGCCAAUGAAGCAAGUCAUCUAACUGAAAAAGAAAAAAUAGAACAUCCUACCACCUCAACAACAGAUUCUGAUUCAUCUAUAGCUGUUAAAGUACUAGAAAUAGACAGUUGUGGUUCCGCUGAAUACUUGCAACAAAAGUCUCUUGAUAUUUCCCAAGUGCUAUUUGGAAAGUCGCAGCAAUCUGAGUCAAAAAUGGAACCUGAAUUUAUAAAAGAAAAAAGUGCUGUUGACUCAAAUGAAAGGAAAGAUAAUUUAAAAGAACCAGUAAUGACUGAAGAGAAAAAAUUAACAGUUCACAAUAUACCUGGUUUUGACAACAUAAAAGAAACCAAUAUGCAGGAUGGUAGUGUGCAGAUUAUUAAAGAUCAUGUGACUCACUGUGCAUUCAGUUUUCAGAAUUCUUUGCUAUAUGACUUGGAUUAAUAUAAUUUUAGAAUUUAAAGGUUAAGAGUUAAAAAAUUUUGGACAUAAUAGAAAUUCUAUUUCUGUUAACCAUUAUCUUAAAACCAAAGGUUACUGAAGGAAGUAUAUUUUCGGUUUAAAAUAUAUUCUCUGUUCAUUCUCUUAAAACUGAAGAUAUUCAAAAAAUUAAAAUUUGCAAUUUUGAUUCUAAUGGGAAAACUGGAGAUAUUUUGCAUGUAUAGAGUUUAUAUAUAAUUUCCUUAAGUUUUGUGAUUCCUCUGAUAGAUGUAUAUUCUUUCUAAAUGAGAAAUAUUUAGUUUUGUUACAACCUGUACAUAUUCUGUGUUGGUUUUGGCUUCUUUUGUUUACCAUUAGUUUCAAAAUAUUCACUAAGUUGUGGCUGUCACAAAAAGUAAUUCUCAAGAAUGUAACUAGAAAUCUAAGUGUUGAGGGGGCAGAAUCUCAAAAUUGUUUCAAAGUUUCACUAAAUAGGAUGUGUUUUUAUGCUUGAAAUAUUGUUAGAGAUGAAAGAACUUUACUAACCAGUAAUAAUAAUUUGAACGAUUAUAAUACAAAUAUGCUGAAUGAAAUUCAGUAUUUUUGCUUCCACACUGUAUUUUACUUUUCUCAUCUGUCACACACACGCACACACUAUAUGUGCGUGUAUAUAUAUAUAUAUAUAUAUAUAUAUAUAUAUGUUUGUACACAUAUAAGACAAGUUAUUUAGUAAUUACUUUGAAAAUUUAAAAAUUUUAAAGCAUUUUUUAGAAGUUAUUGUUACAUAUUAAAACAUCCCUUGGUUUUAUAGAAUACAUAGGGUGAAUUUUAGAACAGGAAAACUAAAAAAAUCUGGGAAUUUGCUCCCAUGGGAAAAUUAUCAUUAUUAUAUUAUUACAUGAAGACAACGAAGUGUUUUCUAAUUAACUUCCUUUAUAACAUCUAAAAGAAGGCAGUGGCAGAUAAUGUAUCGUGGCUGUUAGUUUGUGGAAUACUGUUUUUAUUUGAGGCCAGAAGAAUAUCCUACUUAAUUUUUUCCUCACAGAAAUGUUUAGGACAGCAUGAAAUAAACCGUAGAAAGAAAAAUAUCUGUUAACCCAAUCUCUAACCCCAAAGACCAUGAGCUGAGGUAUGUAUUCCAAAAAUAGCUACCAAUUCAAACAUCUGGCCUUACCUUAGUCCUGGAAAUUACCUAAUAUUUUUAAUCCUUUAAACUGAGGAGGUCAUAUUAGAGCACCAAAAGCUGGUACAAAGCCUGGCUACUCAUCCUGAUUUACAUUUAUAAUCCUGAUAAAAUCUGGAACUAGACUGGAUUAAGGGCAGUAUAACUGUAGCUAGUUCAUAAAACAAGAGAUUUGCCCCAUCUUAGAUGACCAAAUGCAUUUUCAACCAUAAUAUGAUGGUUAAUUUGCUGCAAUAAUUUUGAAACUACUUAAUACACAAUUUUCUUAGAUUGAAAUGACUGAUUGUAAUAUCUACACCAAAAUUAGUCUGAGUAAUUUUUGGUUGAAUGGAAUUGUAUACUGUUAAGAGAAAUGUCUACGUUAAAUGUGGAAUAAAUUUUAAGCCUGUUUCCUCCCAUGUCCUUUUAAGAAGUAUUUCAGUUAAAAUAAAGCUGGCAUUGUAACGUUG
This is a messenger RNA of Phyllostomus hastatus (greater spear-nosed bat), 6330 nucleotides long. It is a transcript of the gene DNAAF2, whose product is annotated as dynein axonemal assembly factor 2. Gene Ontology annotation, biological process: axonemal dynein complex assembly. NCBI's taxonomy places the organism in Eukaryota, Metazoa, Chordata, Mammalia, Chiroptera, Phyllostomidae. The transcript is spliced from 3 exons. Gene Ontology annotation, cellular component: cytoplasm. The coding region runs from base 2290 to 4722 and encodes 810 amino acids. The record is from RefSeq and is a predicted model, not a curated record.